CGAUCUGAACUCUUAUGGUACAAAGGACUAGACCUACAAAUUGCAUAUAUAGACUUGUUUCUUUCUUGUUCUUCAAUUUCGUCAUCUCGCUAUUUAGUGGAGGCUAUCCUCUUCGUGCCAAUCAUUCCAUCCAUUCGUAAAUCCCAAUCUCGAUCUCCCGUUUGAGAAUCGCGUAGGUAAGAAAGAUAGGCUCUCCAACGAAAGCGGAUCCACAUCUCCUCUACUAUACUUCUGUUCCGACUGGCUUUAGUUCUCUCGUUCGUAGCUUAUCUUGAUCCCACUUGCAACUAAACUUAUUAGCUGAUUGGGUGAGUGGUAAGUUCCCAUCAUGGCGGUCUCGUAUGAAAUUGAUUUGAUUGUGAGAAACAGACUUUGUCUCAAGUAUAGGAGCUAGUCGAUCGAGGAAGUAGCCCAUUUUCGUUUGUACAUCUUUCUUUCUCCCAUGCCUUUCUUGGUCGGACCAACCCAACCGGCAAUUUCCUUCUUCCUGAGUUGGGAAGCAAGAACAAGUCUCUCUAUUUUUUAUUUCGGGAGCAGAGCAGUCAAAGAAUGAACCAAACCAAAUGAUUGUUCUAGAAUGGCUAUUCCUCCCAAAUGUUCUUUGUGAUGCUGCGGAACCAUGGCAAUUAGGAUCUCAAGACGCAGCAACACCUAUGAUGCAAGGAAUAAUGGACUUACAUCACGAUAUCUUUUUCUUCCUCAUUCUGAUUUUGGUUUUCGUAUCACGGAUGUUGGUUCGCGCUUUAUGGCAUUUCCACUAUCAAACUAAUCCAAUCCCGCAAAGGAUUGUUCAUGGAACUACUAUCGAGAUUCUUCGGACCAUAUUUCCUAGUAUCAUCCCGAUGUUCAUUGCUAUACCAUCAUUUGCUCUGUUAUACUCAAUGGACGAGGUAGUAGUAGAUCCAGCCAUUACUAUCAAAGCUAUUGGACAUCAAUGGUAUCGGACUUAUGAGUAUUCGGACUAUAACAGUUCCGAUGAACAGUCACUCACUUUUGACAGUUAUACGAUUCCAGAAGAUGAUCCAGAAUUGGGUCAAUCACGUUUAUUAGAAGUGGACAAUAGAGUGGUUGUACCAGCCAAAACUCAUCUACGUAUUAUUGUAACACCUGCUGAUGUACCUCAUAGUUGGGCUGUACCUUCCUCAGGUGUCAAAUGUGAUGCUGUACCUGGUCGUUCAAAUCAGACCUCUAUUUCGGUACAACGAGAAGGAGUUUACUAUGGUCAGUGCAGUGAGAUUCGUGGAACUAAUCAUGCCUCUACGCGUGCGCCCGGAAACAUAGGCCGACUGCUGAGCCCACUCUGGCUCAGCCGCACCACCCGGGGUGCGAGCCACCCGAGAAGCAAGCUAUUACAGCGAGCGGCUGGAGCAGUAGGGAGCCGAGGAGCAAGGCAGUAGAUAAGAUAGAAGAAGGGGCCAGGCUCCCGGUGGAGCAGAGGAGACGGUUAGGAUAACGAACUUGAAACGCGGAGCCCGAGCGGCCGGCGAGCGAGUGGUUAGUGGCCAAUAGCGCCCUAGUUGAUGGCAUUCCUCUCUGCGGCUGGCACUCGAGGAACCACGGGGCACUCCAUACAGAGCAAGCAAGUCUUAGGGAUGAGACGCCCGCGCAAGGACCUCCAUUCUCAUUAGGAGGUCGAACCAAGGACCUAUGGAAGUCGGGGCUACCCCGUCCCCAUGGCAACGCAACAGUGUCCUGAGGGAGGAGUUUAGAGGCCUUAUAGUAGCACGGACUUCUUUUUCUUUCUAGGUCAUGCGAAGGGGGCCAGUCCAAGAUCGUACUGUUCCUCUACAAAGACAACAGACGCUCUCAACGGCUAGGCGCCACUCUCUUUCUGAGUUAUUCCAGCUUCUUCAUGAUUUCGUGCCGCGGUGAACGAACAAAACCAAAAAGAGAAGAGGGCCGUCUCAGCAGAAGGAGAAGGACCUGCAACGGCAGAGACUACUGACCCUCUUCUUGUUCCUAGCCGUCUGUUACGAGUCCGGGAAGCCUGGAAUCAUCAAUAUGAGGGAUCCCUCAAAAUAGAGAAGGGCGGGCAGGGCUUCCGCAAGAGCCUCCCCCUCUUCCCGGUCAAGAUAGAUGGGAAGGAGACGGACAUAACCAGCCUCUUUAUUUAUGUACGUACACCUUUGUUUCAGGGAUAAAAACCUCCUGCUAAUCCGGCCAUUUCCGAACCUGUUUUUCCCACCCCAAAAAAUUCAAUGGAGGACUUCUCAAUUCUUGCGAUUCCCAGCCCGGCUAAAUAGGCUCAAUGAUCUCUUUCUUCGAUAGGCCGGUCCGGCGCUCCGCUUGGUUAUAUUCGUACAUGUUUCGACUCGCCGGUCAUUAUGGAUCUAGUGGCAUGGCGAGGCGAAGGGGGGAAGCAACUACGAAGCCCCUUAUAGCUUGAAUGGGACUCGACAAGUCGCUUCGCUUAUAGAAUAGAAUGCAAGCAAGGAUGGUCGUAGAUCAGCUUACUCUCCGUCUAGCGGCGGCAAGGAAGGAGGGUGCUCGUAGAUCAGCUCGACCGCAGGGUGGUCGUAGACCAGGCUGAUUGUAAAUCAGCUCGACCACCGGGAGAGAGUGGUCGUAGAUCAGCUCAGCCGUUGCUUCUUUGGUCGUAGAUCAGCUAGCCGUUGCUUCUUUGGUCGUAGAUCAGCUAGGGCGCGAAUCCAGCAAGCACUUGGGCGGAGUAAAGCGGAUCGUAGAGCACCGUUGCGCUAACGCGCGCGCUGUAGUUUUUCAGCUUGGUUCUGGCGCGCGCCUGACUCAUAAUUGGGCUCCCUCCGUUGCUUGUUCGCUCAGGGAGUUGCUUCUUUAGGUUGAAGCGCGUUAGCGCAGUAGUUUGAUUGCGUAUCGCGCUAGGCGCUCACGUUUUUUGGCUUCGCAGGAGUGCGCGGGGCGCAUCCGCGCACUUCCGUUUUUCAGCUUGCUGCUCGCUUUCUCGCUUCCGAGAGGCGAAGGGAGCCUGACUUACGGCUUCCAAGCCUGGCGCGAAGCGAAGGGAUUGGAUUUCACCUAUGAUCAGAUCAGUGGGCAACCAUAGUGUACUUUUUUCGUGGUGUUGUUGACGUUGUUGAAAGCGAAUUUCCAAUUUUUAAGUAGGCCUAGCUUUUCGGAGCUGCUCCCAGCUCACACUAUGGUGGAGGAGGUGCCGUGAAGAUCUAGGAGUGUGAGCAGUACGAGCUGAAAGGCUCCCAUACUGUUUGGAGGGCAGGGGGCAUAGAUGCCAAACCUGACCCCUAU
Molecule: messenger RNA, 3222 nt
Organism: Macadamia integrifolia
Lineage: Eukaryota; Viridiplantae; Streptophyta; Magnoliopsida; Proteales; Proteaceae
Product: cytochrome c oxidase subunit 2
Exons: 2
Coding region: 564-1397 (277 amino acids)
Biological process (GO): ATP synthesis coupled electron transport
Cellular component (GO): membrane
Molecular function (GO): cytochrome-c oxidase activity; copper ion binding
Source: RefSeq, a predicted model, not a curated record